AUGAUCGCAGUCGUCUGGUUACCAGUCUAUAUCUGCCAACGUGCUGAAGCAAACUCGUUCAACGAAACGAAGUGCUCACUGUUGAAUCGUACAUUGCAGCAAACACAUUGUCAAGGUAAAUCAUUUUGCUACGAUUUAAGAUGGUUUGUUACAUAUCGACCAACUAUAAAUCAACAAGUGUCAUUGAUAGAUGAAUCGUACUCAUCAUAUCAUGAGAGUCGAGAACGAUUGUAUGCCUACGAAGUCGGUCAAAAUUAUACGUGCUAUUACAAAAUGGAAAAAACGUAUGAUGUAAAAUGGCAACGCCCAAUUAAUGUUGCAAAUUCCGGCGCAUUACUCGGCCCAAUAAUAUUAGUCAUGUGUGCUGCGGUUUUUCUAGCCCGUGUGAUUAUUGUCAGACUUCAAGUGUAUAUGAUGAAACGGCGACAAAAUUCAUCAGAUUACGUUCGCGUUAUAAAUCAAUAA
Didymodactylos carnosus is the source of this 465-nucleotide messenger RNA. NCBI's taxonomy places the organism in Eukaryota, Metazoa, Rotifera, Eurotatoria, Philodinida, Philodinidae. The record is from the annotation of a GenBank genome assembly.